AUGUCGCGCGAUGCCAGCAAUCUUCUUCUUGAUGAGGUGCCCUACCUGUCGAGCUAUCAGGUGAUAGGCCAGAAUGUUCAGCCUUUGGGUUCGUCGCUGUUUGCACUGAAGGUUCCUGGCUGCCAACAACGGCUCAAGGCUCAACUACCCUGCAAGUUCAACGAUCGGGUGUUCUUCGGAAAGCAUAAAUUCUGUCUUGCAACACUUCCGUAUACCCGUGUAGAGCUUGGACUUGAGCUUGGGUCUGAAUCAGGACCGGACGGGGCUCGCCCUAACAUAGAGAAGAUCGAGGAUAUACUGGCUGUCAUCGACGCCGUGCUGACAGAGAAAAAUAUUUUCCAGCUGGUUGAAAGGGGAGAUUGGCCAGAAGAGUUUAAAGCCUCCGUGUCAGUCCAGACUGAACAGAAUGCAGACCGGCGACCCCCUAGCAGUAACCACCGCCAGUGCAUACUUGUGGAGUCUAGUUCUAGUGAUAUGUACUACUAA
Giardia duodenalis is the source of this 486-nucleotide messenger RNA. RefSeq lists its product as uncharacterized. The coding region runs from base 1 to 486 and encodes 161 amino acids. The record is from RefSeq and is a predicted model, not a curated record. NCBI's taxonomy places the organism in Eukaryota, Fornicata, Diplomonadida, Hexamitidae. The transcript has a single exon.